UUUUUAAAGCAUUUUUUUACUUGAUUUAUUUAUUUUGUUUCUCUUUGCAACUGCUUUGCUUAAUAUGCUCUCUAUAUUAUAUUUCCAUUUUUUUUCUGUCUUCUUUCUUAUAUAAAAUUUUCAAAAUAAAAAAUUAUUAAAAUAUAUAUAUUUAUAAUAUAUAUCUUUAAUAACACUAUUUUGCAUUGAUAAAUAAAUGAGGGUAAUAGUAAUAGUAGUAAAAUGCUUUUUUGAAAAAUGCAGAAUGUAUAUAUAAUAAAUAUCUAAUAUAUUUCCACAAUAAAAUCUUGUUACUCAAAUAAUAUUUCAUGAUUGAUGUUUUGAUUGAUAUUCUUUAGUUGAAGAAGUGAUAUUAUUUCAUCAUGAGUAUGUGAUUAGUUCAUAAUGGAAGAAAAACGAAAUAGUUUUAAAUAUUUAAAUUUAAUUUUUAAUAUGCGAUGAUAAAAAGAAAGGAUAUUUUUGUAUUUUCUUAUAAAAUUUAUAGUCCGCGUGCACAUCGACUGGGAACCUGUUGCUUGGAUAUUCUUCGGCAUUGACCGAGCCAUAUCACGGCCAGGAACUUUUACCUUUAUCAUGCGCGUGCGUUUCAAUCGAUCGCUUCUCUCACAAUUUUCUUUCCUGUCAAAUGCACUUUUCGUUACUAAUAUUUUUGAUUAAAAGGAAUUUAAAAAAAAAGAAAUUAUGUAAUAUAGAUAAUUUGUUUUAUAAAAAAAGAAAAAAGAAAAUUUCAAGAAAUAGAAUGUUGCUAUUAUGACAAAUAUGAUUAUUAUUAUUAGUAAUGAAUUAAUCAAUUUUGGCAUUUAAACGACAUUUUGAAUAACAAGUUUCAAAGAGAAUGAUGACGAAAGAAAAAGAGAAGACGGAAUUGAUAUAUGGAGAUGAUAUAUGUAGAUGAAAAAAUUGAAUUGCCUCUUAUUUUGAUAUUAUUUGUCAUUUAAUCGUAACAAAAAUAUAUACAUACUCAGUAUGCGCGCGCCUUUUAUCGAUUUUUGCAAACAUUAUUGCGUGACCUAAUAUAUAUAUCUUCUAUUAGCUUUGAAAUUUUGUUCUCUAUUUCUUGAAUAUCGAUAAUAUCAGAAAACUUAAUCUGUAACAUAGUCUUGGUAUAGCAAUCAAUAAUGUAUCUCUAAUUUCGUUCAUGUGUCGCAUGAUUGUCGCUGGUCACGCUGCUGCUAUUCAGCAACAUUAUGGCAAUAACAAUCAAGUUAUUUCUGGGCGGUGAUUGGUAACAAAAAACAGUAACUAUAUAAUGAAUUGAAAUGAUAAUGGUGGCUAUCCCAAUUGUUAACGAUGACAGCAGUGACGGUGGUUAUGACGUCGGCGAUGGCGUGAACAGUGGCAGUGAUACCAGCGAAUGUAGCUAAGAUCGAUCGUAUCCCCUUCUUUCAACCCCUCCAUCCACCAACCGACUAACGGGCUAACCGACCGACUGAAUAACUAAAUAAUCGAAUAAAUUCCUGGGAUUUUUUCGAGAUACUAUCGACCAUUAUUAUUAUAGUUCUUUACUAAAUUUUUAAAUUCCUUAAAAACUUACACAUUUUUAAAUUUGUUUGAUUAUUGUUUUUUAAUUUUUUCUAUAUUCGUGAACAUUGAAAGCUGUGAGUAAUAAUAAUUAUAUUUAAAACUUAAUAACGGAAAUGUGAACACGUCCACGCAAUAAUCGUGGUUAAAGACACUCGGAACAAUAAAAUCAUGUGGGCUGCAGUCACGAGGUCUUUGGAAAUACUGGUUGCCUUCUUCGAAUAUUACACCAGCAGAGCGCAACUGGAAACAACCGGUAGUCCAGCGAAUAAACCAGCAUCAUCGGCAAGUGGAAGUGGCACCGGCGGAACUAGUGGGACGAGUGUUGGUGCAAAUAAUUUGACGACAAGCGGAAUAGCCACGGGAAGUAGUGGAUCUGGAUCAGGCGCCACUGUAUCUGGCAUUGGCACUGUGAAUGCAGGGAGUAGUGGCAUUAACAUCGGGGCGAAUGUUGGUACCGGAAAUGUGGCCAGUGGAACGGUUGAAUCUCGUACAUCAACGAUCGGAGUACAAAAUAAACAAUUGCAAAAUGUCAAAGGAGAACAUCCUUCGAAAGCAUUUCUACAAAAUAGAUCGAUGUCUUUAGUGGACAUGUACAUUGAUAAUUCGGAACCCAGCGAAAAUGUUGGUCAAAUUCAUUUUAGUCUGGAAUAUGAUUUUCAAAAUACUACACUUAUCCUACGUAUUAUACAGGGUAAAGAUUUGCCAGCAAAGGACUUAUCCGGAACGUCCGAUCCUUAUGUUCGUGUAACACUUCUGCCGGACAAAAAACACCGACUUGAGACGAAAAUAAAGAGACGCACGCUAAAUCCUCGAUGGAACGAAACAUUUUAUUUCGAAGGUUUUCCAAUUCAAAAGUUACAAAGUCGAGUGUUACAUUUACAUGUAUUUGAUUACGAUCGAUUUUCAAGAGAUGAUUCUAUUGGAGAAAUGUUUCUUCCGCUAUGUCAGGUCGAUUUUUCGGACAAACCUUCGUUCUGGAAAGCUUUAAAACCUCCAGCAAAAGAUAAAUGUGGAGAAUUAUUGUGUUCUUUAUGUUAUCAUCCGAGCAAUUCCGUAUUGACUUUAACACUUUUGAAAGCUAGAAAUUUGAAAGCAAAGGAUAUUAAUGGGAAAUCAGAUCCGUACGUAAAAGUAUGGUUACAAUUUGGAGAUAAAAGAAUUGAAAAACGAAAAACUCCUAUAUUUAAAUGUACUUUAAAUCCAGUAUUUAACGAAGCUUUCUCAUUCAACGUACCGUGGGAAAAAAUUCGCGAAUGCUCAUUGGACGUAAUGGUAAUGGACUUUGAUAAUAUUGGCCGAAAUGAAUUGAUUGGACGAAUUCAACUUGCAGGAAAAAAUGGAAGUGGAGCAAGCGAAACAAAACAUUGGCAAGAUAUGAUUACGAAACCACGACAAACAAUCGUACAAUGGCAUCGAUUAAAACCGGAAUAAAGAUCCCAUUAAAAUUCAAAAUAUCCAAAAUCUAAAAGUAACAAGAUCGAUGGUUGCUAUUUAAUUCUUUUUAUUCAAUUGGUUGUAAUGCAGAAAAAAGGAAAAAAUUGAAGUUCUACGAGAGAGAUUUUCCCAUUUUGAAGAAUAUAUGAUGAGCAUAUAAAACAUUAUUCUUAUCGAGAGGAACUUCUCUCGUGUUACAAUUAAAUUAUUCUCUUUAAUAUCGGUACUUCUCGUUAGUUAUUUAUUUAUUUUUCUUUCUUAUCAUGUACAAUAACGACUUCACAAUGAAUAUAUCGAAUUCACUAUCUUCGCGUACAAACUCGUUUUCACAUGACUCGUGCAUCGCAAUGUUUUCAUAUACAUAUAAUAUACAUACAUAAAAGAAUCGAGAAGACGAAAGCGUAAUCAAUUAAUAUUACUUUUAAAUUUUUAUUGACAUUUAACAUUGAAUGUUAUUUUUAUGACUGUUUUGCACGAGUAAAUACGUAUAGAGUAUGUAAUACUAUUGCUUCGAAAUCCGUGAUGCGUCAAGCGUCCUCAACUGUAUUUAUAUCCGGUGUCUUCCGAUCAUGGUAUUAUGGCUAUUCUAGAAAAAAAAUUUAAUGAAUUCUCUAUAAUUGUCUUCUAAUAAUGUUACAUAAUGAAUAAAUUACUAAUAGAUAUUAUUUUUCUAAUUGAAUGUUGAAUGUGAUUAUUUUUCAUUUUUAUUCAUAUUAUUUGUAUAUUUUUUUAUUUGUUGUUAUUAUUAUAUAUCUUUCUGUUCAGGAUUAAAUCAAUCAUUUCUUUUUUUUUUCUUUUAAACAUUUAUUUUUAUUUUAUUAUUUUUUCUUCUUUUUCUUUCUUUAUUUUAUGACAUAUCAUCGCAUAGAAAUACAAUUGGAGCAAGACACCGGAAUAUAAUGUUGAAUUCUCAUAAGAAUCCAUAAAACAGCGAUAUUUUUGACGGAAUUUUUGUAUCGACCUAGUCGGAAAUCUUUUGAAAGCGAUGAAAAUUGUGAUCGGUGUUACACCUUGAAUAAUCUUAAGCGUUAAAUUCGAUAGUUUGCUGUUGUUGACGAUAACACGUAGAAAGAUCCUUGAGAUCAAAUUAAAAUUGCGAUUUUGCAUACAUUAUACGUAUGUUUGCGCUCGUAUACGUGUACAUGUACGUUUGCAUAUACGUGUGAUAUUUGUGUGCCGAAAUGCGAAUAUUCUUGUAUAUGUGUCGAAUGUGCAGUGCGUCGUGAAAAAAACAACGAUAAUUCUAAUUAUUCGCAAAUUGAAAAGCGUUACGUAGUUACGUUUAGCGUAGCGCUUUUAGGUUACAUAGAUGCGUUUGUAGACUGAAAGUGUAAAAAUCGAUAUUGCAGCAAAGAUAUAUUCUGAGUAGCAUAAUCGAUGACUGAUCGAAUAUUUUUACAUUAUGUGGUUUUACAAAUUAACAAAUUACUAGUGUAUAAUAAUUGAGUGUAUAAAAAGCGUGCCGCUUUUUAGUCGAGCUAUCACGCUAGCGAGAUCGAGCGACGAAUUUUUACACGAGAAUUAAUCGAUUUUUCUCGUGUUACGUUAAAUUCGUCUAAAUCCAUCAUGAACGUAUAUUGUAUUUCCAUGUUGAUAGUAUUAAACGCGACGCACGAGAGCACACACGCACACACGCACGCACGUAUAUACUUAUGUCCAUAUACAUACGCAUACAUAUAUAUAUAUAUAUAUAUAUAUAUAUAUAUAUGUAUAUAUAUAUAUAUAUAUAUAUAUAUAUAUAUAUAUGUAUAUAUACGAGCACUGUUGCAUAUAAAAUUAAAAAAAAUUUGCACAAAUACGCAUAUGUGUGUACACCUAAUUAUCAGGUAGCACAAAAAAUCAAUUAGACUAACGUUUGUAUAUCGUAGAUUGUAUAUUAUACUGUUGCAUAACAGUUGAAAUGCAAAAACAAAAAAAUAUUACGAUUUGGCAUAAAUCUGUUAGAAAAAAAAUUCCCCCCUCCCUCAAAAGAAAAAAUAAAAAAAAAAACAUGUUGAAACGACCUUAUUCAAUUAAAAUCGAAGACCGAGCGAGCGUGUAUGCAUCUGAUAAAUGCCAUGUGCAAAAUUCAUAGCGUUUAGUUCUUAAAUGAAUGCAUUCAUCGUGCGUUUAUAAAUAUAUAAGUAUAUACAUAUGUUGUUCGAUCGUCGCUCGAUCGUGUUUAGUCAACUAUCAUAAUGUAAAUGCGUUCUUAAAUGAUUAUACGUGAUUAUACGUGAUCAUUUAGAAAAUUAGUCCAUAAUUGGAGAAAAAGUGCCAAAAGUAAACGCGAAUGGCGGAUCGAACAUGUUUUCCGGCUCCUGGAUGUUUCUUUCCCUUUUUCUUUUUAGAAUUUUUUUUAGUUUUUUUUUUUAAUUUCUUAUAGUUGCUUCAUUUAAUAAUUGAAAGUUUAAGAAUUGUUUAAAUUGUAAAAUAUGAAAAAGUUUUCGUACGAUUCGUUCAACAAUAAUGAUCGAUGGCCAAUUGAACUACAAUGUGCAAUUGCAUAUCUUUCUUUAUUUUUCAAAUUAACAAUGAAGAUAGAUGUAUAAUGAUAAAAUAUAAUCGCUCUAUAUCGGAAUUAAUUUGUCUGGCGCCAAAGAUUUAUUGUUUAAAUAAUCUAUUGCGAAAUAAAAAUUGAACUAUAAUGUGCAAUUGCAUAUCUUUCUUUAUUUUUCAAAUUAACAAUGAAGAUAGAUAUAAUAAUGAUAAAAUAUAAUCGCUCUAUAUCGGAAUUAAUUUGUCUGGCGCCAAAGAUUUAUUGUUUAAAUAAUCUAUUGCGAAAUAAUCUAUUUUUUAUUUUUUUUUCUCCUUCUCUCUCUUCUUCCCCUGUUUUUUCCUUUUUCUCUUUUUUUUCCACUUCUUCUGCUUUCCUGUUUUUUUUUAUAUAGAUAGAAUACAUGUUAAUUUCAAAAUCUAUAUUUUAAAUUCAAUCAACAUAUGUAUUAUAUAUUGUAUAUUACAUAGUGUACAAAUUAAUUCGAAUUGGAUGUGAAUUGGGCCUUAUACCAUGGAUUACCUCAAUCGUAAGCAACUUGCCAGUCAAGUUCUAGUUUGCGACUACAAUAAAACAAACGUUAAUAAGAUUUUAAACCGAUUUCAUAAAAACAACUCAUUCUUCAAUAUUUAACAAAUAUAACAAAUCAAACGUGAAAUUAAAAUUAGAUGUUCAUCUUGUAUUAUUGUUAUGUUUGUGCGUGAUUUAUCAUUAUCUAAUAAUAAAUUGAGAGUAAGAAUGGCA
Apis mellifera (honey bee) is the source of this 6178-nucleotide messenger RNA. It is a transcript of the gene Syt7, whose product is annotated as synaptotagmin 7. Gene Ontology annotation, molecular function: phosphatidylserine binding; SNARE binding; calcium-dependent phospholipid binding. The transcript has 11 exons. Gene Ontology annotation, cellular component: membrane; synapse; axon. NCBI's taxonomy places the organism in Eukaryota, Metazoa, Arthropoda, Insecta, Hymenoptera, Apidae. The record is from RefSeq and is a predicted model, not a curated record. The coding region runs from base 1693 to 2955 and encodes 420 amino acids. Gene Ontology annotation, biological process: calcium-ion regulated exocytosis; vesicle fusion; regulation of dopamine secretion.